CCCAGGAUUCAGCAACAGACUCGAGAACCUUGAGAAGCUGCCUUUCUCUGAGCACCAGGAGAACCACAUCAUACAAACCAUGUCUUCCCACCAGCAGAAGCAGCCCAAUAUCAUACCCCCUCAGCUUCAGCAACACCAAGUCAAACAGCCCUGCCAACCACCUCCCCAGGAGCCAUGUGACCCCAAGGGCCCACAACCAGGCACCACCAAGUUGCCACAACCAAACUAUCCUAAGGUUCCAGAGCCAGGAACAACCAAGUUGCCAGAACCAUGCCAUCCUAUAGUUCCAGAGCCAGGCACAACCAAGUUGCCAGAGCCAUGUCAACCUACAGUUCCAGGUCAACAUCCCACCAAGAAGCCAGAGCCAUACUACCCUGUGGUCUCAGUGCCAACCCAACCUAAGAUCCCGGAGCCAGGAACCACCAAGGUUCCAGGAUCUUAUCCACCUCCUGCCCAAGAGAAGUAUCCACAGGUCCCCAACACCAAACAGAAGUAAAAUGACUCAAGAUCUCAUCUUCAUCCUCCAUGGAACAAACUUCUGAAUGCCGAAACUCUCUUGUCAUCUGCUUUCAGUCUUUAUUGCCUAUGGUUCUCCCUUGGUGGUUUUGAGAAUAUUAUCCAUAUGCUGGAAUAAAUUAACAAAAUCUCCUCCCUUCAAUUGUGUCCUGAAAACAUGCACCACUGAGCUUCAUCCCUAUCCUGAGAUUCCCAAGCACCUGGAUGAGGCUGAGGCUAUAGCUAGUUACCCAACUCAUCCCAUUGGCUAUUCAGCUAUCAGUGCUCUAUUCAGGAGAAAUUCAGAAUCUUCUGUUUUUUGACCUCAUUAAAGUCAUUAU
Monodelphis domestica (gray short-tailed opossum) is the source of this 836-nucleotide messenger RNA. RefSeq lists its product as uncharacterized. NCBI's taxonomy places the organism in Eukaryota, Metazoa, Chordata, Mammalia, Didelphimorphia, Didelphidae. The record is from RefSeq and is a predicted model, not a curated record.